UCUACUUCUGUUUGCAUAGUAUUCAAUGCAUCCGCAGUCUAUAAGGGUGCCUCGUUAAAUGAAUCUACCCUGGUUGGGCAAAGCUGCAGAAAGACAUUCUGGACAUCCUGAUCAAAAUGCGAUCAAAAUCAGUAGUUAUUGCUGGAGACAUUUCGAAAAUUUUUCUCCAGAUACAACUGGCUCCAACCGAUCGAGAUUAUGUCCGGUUUCUGUGGCGCGAUGAGAAGAAUCAAGUAGUGCGAGUCUGUCGUUUCUCAAGUCUAGUAUUCGGUUUGGCUUGUUCACCAUACCUCGCCAAUGCGGUAAUCCAAGAUCUAGCCAACCGACAUGGCAGUUCCCAUCCCAUGGCCAGUCAAACCUUGAAGAACUACAUUUACGUUGACGAUGUGUUCAUCUUCGCUGACUCCUCGGCUGAAGCCCUUACCAAGCUUGACCAAGUCAAUGAAGUGCUUCAAGAGGGGAGCUUCACACUUACAAAGUUCUAUUCGAAUAGCUUAGAGGUGUGCAACGCAAUACCGGAGGAGAAGUUAAACCCAAGAGCUCUCUUACAUCUCCAGCCAGAUGAACAAAAAGCCAAGGCCCUGGGCGUGUCCUUCCACACCAACACGGAUGAGCUAGUUUAUCAAGUCCAUUCGGUAGCCACCAAGUGGGACCCCAAUGCCGUUGAAACCAAGCGCACCGUGUUGUCGAAAAUCGCAGGAAUCUUUGAUCCAUUAGGCCUAGUGGCCCCCCAAACCAUUCUUCUCAAAAUAUGCAUGCAGAGCAUAUGGAAAAGGGGAAAUAUUGAUUGGGAUGAUAAACUUCCCUCGGAUAUACAGGAAGAGUGGACUCAAGCAGUAAAAAUCUUGGCCCUUCAACAGACUCAGUAUUUCCCGAGGUACAUUGGCUUCAAAACUCGGGAACAAAUGGUAGAAUUGCAUGUGUUUUGUGAUGCCUUAAAAAAGGCCUAUGCGUGUUGCAUCUACAUACGUUACGUUCUGGGCGAUAACAUCCGGGUCACCCUGUUACUCGCUAAAGCAAAAGUGGCACCCACCAAAGCCUUAUCGUUACCGAGACUGGAAUUGAUGGCUUGUCGAAUUGGGGCGACUCUGCACCAAAGAGACCGGAAUGUCAUGGACCACGUGACGUUGUCAAAGUUCUAUACGGACUCAACCAUUGCCCUGCAUUGGAUCAACACGAAGCCAGAAAAGCUCAAAACGUUCGUAUCCAACCGCGUCACCGAAAUUCAGAAGCUCACGGAUCCGUCAGAUUGGAGGUACGUUCACACCAAGUCCAAUCCUGCCGACGUACCCUCCAGAGGCUUGGCCACCCCAGCAGCCCAGAAACUCUGGAGGGAAGGGCCCCCAGAGCUAGCUACCAAGCAGUGGUCACCAGUCAGUCCAAUGGAAUAUUCAAAGCCCGUCCCAGAGGCCGUGGCUGAGUGGAAACAGCAGACACGGGCGGAACUACAGAACAGAGCCUCAAUGCAAUCGAAUGAACUGUGCGCACUAGGGAUAGAGCAAGAGAAGGAACUGCUAUUUGGGGUGCUAAAUCCAGCAAGAUUCAAUUCAUAUUUGUUCCUUGCGAACGUUAUAUGUUACGUGCUCAAGUUCGUCCGCCGUCUACCCAAUAUCAAUUCUUCCCCACCUUGGAAAGUCUCUCACCGCUUGGCAGCAAUGAACACAUGGAUAAAGCAGGUGCAAACCGAAGAGUGGCCUGAGCUAAAACGGAAAUUAACGGCGUUGGAACCACUGCCACGAUCGCACCGGUUCCACAAAUUCAACCUGUUUGUGAAUCGUCAAGGUAUCAUUUGUAUGCGAGGGCGUUUAGCUCUAGCUGAUAAACCCACCACCGAACUACCAAUACUGCCAGGCAAGCCAAAAUUGGUUCAAUUGUUCAUUAAAUAUCAACACCAAGAAUUGGCCUGCAGUGGGUUGGAUCAGCUUCAAGCGCAUCUUCGACAGCAAGUGUGGAUUUUUGGGGGAAAAAGAACCCUUAAAACCGCAAUUGCACAUUGUCCAAAGUGUUUCCGAGACCGCCUCACCCAGACAACAAGCCAACCAAGUCAACUGCCUCCCCAACGAGUGACUUUCCUCCCCCCAUUCUCCAGGACCGGCCUUGAUUAUGCUGGACCAUUGUUUACCAAGCAAGAGGGAGGGAGAGCCCCAGAGAAAAGGUAUAUACUCCUUUUUACCUGCAUGACCACGCGAGCUGUUCACCUGGAAAUGACCAAGAGACUGAACACAGAUGAGACAUUGACGGCCAUAACCCGAUUCAUCGCUAGGAGGGGACUACCACGGCUGUUCAUGUCUGACAAUGCUAAGAGUUUUCAGCAAUCAGGAGAAUUUUUGACCAACCUGACAGAAAAGAACAUUCAAUGGCAGUUUAUCCCGCCGUACACUCCACAUCAUGGAGGAGCCUGGGAACGUCUCGUAAGGACAAUGAAGACACAUUUGCGGAGAACAAUAGGCACCGCCAUGCUCGCAGACCAAGAAUUGGAAACUGCGCUCAUCCAGAUUGAAGGCAUUAUAAACUCCCGACCAAUCUCUGCUCUGCAUGAUGACCCAAGCUCGCUCGAGCCUCUCACCCCAGCGCAUUUUCUGAUUGGAAAACCGAUUACCUCGAUGCCUCUAGAACGAGAGCCCAUCAAGGAGUUCCCUUCCGUAAAGCGUACAAACAUCGACAACAGGUCAUGAAACGAUUUGAAGCCAGGUGGAAAAAGGAAUACUUAGCCCAUCUUCAAACGCCAAGGCCUUUCGAAAAGCCAUCACCGCCAUUGGUGGAAGGGAAGAUUGUGUUCCUGAAACCCCUGGGGAAAGUGAAAAAACAACAAUGGCCAUUAGCGAGAGUGAUCAAAGUUCAUCCAGGACCAGAUGGGGAAGUGAGAGUGGUGACUCUUCAAAACGAGAAAAGCUUGGUAAAGAAAGGAGUAGAACAUGUGUAUCAAUUAGAGGAAGACACCCCAGAAAUCGGAAUCCGUCAAGCAGAGCGGGAAAAACACCAAGGAAGGAAGCCAGGUCGAAGCAAGGAAAAAGAAGCCCCCCACAAGAGCAACCCCGUGCAAGAAGAAGACGAGCCGGCGCCUGACGCAGGGAAGAGAACCACGAGAAGAGGAAGAACGGUAAAAACUCCAACAAAAUUCUCAGCAUUUGCACUGAUGGGAAUCAUAAUUCUACUGACCCUGGGAGGAGCAAUGAGCUCACACGUUAGUGCUACCCCCCCUUCAGCAAUGGAAAACACACAUGAAAUCACGAAAAACGGGUCCAGUCCGCAGAAAAGCCCAAGGAUAACCAGAAUUGAAAAACCCUACAUGAUGGAGCAUUUAGGGGUCACGUACAAGGGAAUAUCUAUGGGCCACCUCGCGUUCUCGAUCCAAUGGACCGAGAUAACACAUCUGACGGACAAAGUACAAGAAUGGUGCAAAAUCAUCAGGCAAAUGCAAGAGAAGAGCAUCCGAGGCCUAACCAAACCAUCUCAACGUAAGGACCAGGAUGCCCGUUGGAAGAAGAACGUUGUAGUUAAAUUAAGCAGUGCAUUUGAUAAAUGCAAGGGAAUCCACUUACGACUGAAGUAUGAGGACGAGCGCUUAGAAACCUUUUCGGAAAAAUCCUCGACCCCAAGGAAGAAACGAUUUUUCGCAACUAUGGGAGCUUUUGCGAUAGGGGGAGCACUCACGUUCGCUGCAGAAGAAAUUGCCCACUUAUUCCAUAGCGAAGGAUCGUAUGACAACGAAAAGACUUUGGCUCGACACAUUGAAAGGAUCGAAAAGGCAGUCCAUGACGAACAAGUUGAGGUGAAUCACUUCGAAAAGGCCGUCCUAGAGAACCACCGGUUAAUGGCCGAGAAUAUGCAAGAAGAACACCUCGACGCCUUCUUAAUCCGCACCGAUCAGAUCAUUGGAAAAUUGGUAGAAGAUCAUCGAGAUAUUAUACACCAAGUAGAGGAUCUCUUUAUCCAAGUACUGCAUCCAACGUUAAUUCCAAAGAAAGCCCUCCUUCAAGCCAUUGGCAGGAUGAACGCGAAGCUGAAAACACAAGAGCAAGAAGUUUUGCUCCACAACGUCCAAGACAUCUCUAAAAUGCCCUUCUCGAUAUUGGAAGACCAAUACACAAUGAGCAUUCUCAUCCACGUACCGCUAGGGAGUCAGAAAAAUAGGCUGGAAUUAUUCAAAAUUCACACGUUACCGUUUAGUGUCGGGACACACGGAACGAUCACUCAGUUGAGAUUACCUCCUUACUUUGCAAUGAACAACGAGCUGACCCUUUAUACAAGCAUGUCGGAAGAGGAGUUCAACAAGUGCAUCCGAGUGAAAGAACAAUUCUUGUGCAAGAUUAACACUCUCCAGAAGCAGUUUAAAGACAAUUGCGCGGCGAGUUUGUUGGCUGGGCGAGAGAUUGACCGAGGUAUUUGUGGAGUGGACAUUGUGGGGAAAUACCCAGCAGCAGUGCAAGUUGAUCCAGUCACAUUUCUUCUUCACCACCCGCAACGGGCCACACUAUACCUUGAAUGCGCUGACAAUAAAAUAAGCAAACAGAUCUUGCAAGGGACGUUCAUAGCCCAUCUGGAGGGAUGUGAAGGCAACACCAAUUUUUACCAAGUGUUGGGACAGGUGAAUUUUGGACCAAGGGAAAAGCAAUUCAUCCAGCCGGAGGAAGAGUAUAAUGCCAACAGCCUUCUGAAUGAAAAAGAAUUGAGCCACAUACAUAAUCUCAAACUUAACAAAACUAAUCCUAUAGCAGUUGAGGACUUGACCCUAAUAGCACCCACGAACUAUUAUUGGAAGAGGGUAUUACUCAUAUCAGGGGUAGUUGUUAGCCUAGUGGGAUUGGUUGUCUGGACUAGACGUCAUUGUAGAAAAGGGAAAAAACAACUCCAGACAGGGUCAGCCGAAGCAAGGCAAGCACCGGAAGAAAUACCGCUGCAGGGUAUAGCACCAAGUUUUGAAAAUGUGAGCCCAAGGGCUCGGAGAAUGCUAGCACUAGCUUGAAUAAAAAGCAACGACACAAUAUAAAAAAUCAGCUGUCUAGCAAGGAUAACGUACGUUAACGUCCAUGCCUUAUCAUUUUCGGGGGCUCUUGCCCCUCCCCGCUGCACCAUUCCCUGUGCAUAGUUGUAAAUAUUUUCCAGCACUAAUCAUAUGCAUAUUAUCAGUUCCCUUUCAGCUGUCAUUUAUUUCUCCCUUUGAUUUCCCAUUUUGUCGGCCCUUUUUUCCCCUAUGGUCAAGUUUGGGAUAAGCUGUCCCAUUGCUUGGUGAAUCAUUUGGCCGGAUGAGAUUGAGGCAAGUGUUUUGGUGAUUUACCAGAUAGAAGAGUGGCUAUGACAGCCUGAUAAUUGGCAUCAUUCUUUGCAUUCAAGGCGAUGGAAUGAAGGGCUAAAUCAGAGCCGGAUUCUAUUUGAACGGCGGAUAGAAGAAUGGAGUUAUCGACCGUGGAAGGUGGGUCAUUGUCCUGAGAAUUAUCAUUGAAAAGGGGGUACCGUGAGAGCGUGUCGGCAAUCCGAUGAUUCUUGCCUGGAAUCCAUUGUAUGGUGAACGUGUAUCCAGCCGUUUUCAUCAAAAUCCGUUGGAGACGUGGAUUGUCUACAGCUGCCAGGUUGGACCCUUUGAAGAUACCAAGUAAUGGCCGAUGAUCCGUGAUAACGGUGAAGUUCAUGCCGGCCAGGUACAUUUGACAGAGUAUGAUCGCCCAUUGGAUCGCCAGAGCUUCCAACUCGCACACGGCAUAUCGGGUUUCAGCCUCCUUCAGAUAUCUUGAUCCGCACGGGAUCAAGUUCGAAUGACCGUCAGGACGGGUUUGAAGAAGGGCAUAUCCCAGACCUUUGAGGCGUGAAGCAUCGAUUGCGAAGUGGCUGUGAGGCAUGGGCCAAAUCCGGAACGAAAUGUCCUAAUUGAUUGGCCAGACCUAAAUAUGACCGAAGGUCUGUCAGGUUGGUGGGGGCUGGAAAUUUGGAGAUUGUGGCCACCUUGGAUGGAUCCGGACUGACACCAUCUCGACUAAUGAUAUAGCCAGCGAAUUUGACAGACGACCCAACUUGUGCCUUAGCUUUAGAGAGGGUGAUAUUGUGAUAAGGAUGUCAUCGACAAUUUUUCGGACACCAACCAGGCCGGAGAGGGCUCGAUCUCCUCUUGCACAGAAUUCGUCUCCAGACGCGUUUAAUCCCAUUGGGGCUCGACAAUAAUGGAAGCGCCCAAAAGGGGUGAGGAAUGUUGUGAGGUGCCGUGAAUCCUUAUCGAGUUCGACCUGCCAAUAGCCUUUGACGGCGUCAAAAACCACAAACCAUUUGGAUGAGGGAGGAAUGGAUGUGAUGAUGUCUUUGGCCGUUGAAAAUGGAUGAAUAGGCCUCUUCACAUAUUUAUUGAGGCCUGUGAAAUCCACAACAAGUCUUACGGAGCCAUCGGGCUUGGGAACAACAAGGUUUGGGCUGACCCAAAGAGAGGGCUCGGGAGCCUCUUCCAGAGGAAGUCAUUGACCUUAGUUCUUCCUUUGUCAUCUCUUGGGCUCCAAGGUGGUCGAUCGAAUUUGAAGGGAUUAUUAGAAUGAGCAUCCUCAGGAAGUAACGGAAAGGUGUUGGGCAUCAUGCCAAGCUCGAUCAUCCCAUGCCAAGAGAGUAGAAAUUGGUUAUGGAGAUCUGGGGUCACGUAAGUAGUCACGGACGCCUUGUACUUUCCCAGACGACUAAUGAUCAGAUCAACAGCACCGUAACAUCGCAUUUUCGAAUUGUUUGCAGCUCGAAUGGAACUUGAUCUCUAGGUGUCAAUCACGAUGCCAUAAGUCCGGGCAAGAUCAGCUGAGAUCAAUGACUCUGUUGCAUCCGUGUCUGGCAAGAUGUCCAUUGUAAAAGGUGUGCCACUUGGAGGAAGAACAUGGACAACGGUGGUCGGGGUGGAACGAGCCUUGAACAUGUUGACGCGGAUGAUGGAGGAAGUGAUGGGAUUCGUGUUCUGGGAUAGACGAUCCCGGGAUUUAGAUCUUCCACGCCAGAUUUUACCGCCUUGACAAACAGACGCAAAGUGCUUUUUGGCACUUGCUGCAUGUCUUGUUUAGAGCUGGACAAUGCUCUCGGGAGUUUCCUCCACGGAGGAUGUGGCUGCAAUCAUGGUUGGGGUUAGAUCAUUUGAAAUUGAUCUUUCCGCGGUCGUUGCAGACUCCCAUGCCAUUGCAGUUCGGUGAAGAAGAUCACGAGAGGGGUCGGAUUGACGAAGGAAUUCUUCACGAAGUCGGCGGUCGGAAAUCCCAGUGACCAAUCGGAGAAUAUAGAGGUCGUCCUCUUCAAUCGUGUCCAAUUCAGCUUCCUGGCCCUCCAAUUGUAAACAAAGAUACCAGUCACUGAAUUUUUCUCCAGGCUGCUGAUCACAUCGAAAGAAAUUGUAUCGGCGUGUUAGAAGCAGUAUGUGCUGGACGAAAAUUUUCCGUAACUCUGCAAUACAUCCCUGGCUCCCCAGGAUCGGAGUGUCAUCCUUGGUUUUGGUGGAGAGCAUCUGCUGGAGUUUGAGGUCGAGGCAGGAAUGGAGAUAGCCUCGCUGUUCCCCAAGAGGGAAAGUGUCCAUGUGGUUGGACGAGUAGAACAAGGUGAAACCUGUGUUCCAUGAACGGAACUCUGCCAAAGUGCACGAAGAAGAAAGUUUCUCCGGUUUUAGGGCAAGGUUGAUCUUGGAGAUGUUUUGGUGGUUGGAGCUUGACGAAUCUGGUCGACUUGGCCGUGCCUGAGCACGAACAGAGGCGGAAGUUUUGAGAAUGCGUUCCCGGAGCUUGGAAACAUCCUUGGAGAAUUUCGUGACAUGGGAAUCCUCUUUGGUGAAUGACUCACCAUCCAAAUGUCCGCUUGACGAUGCCAGUACUUCUUCCAGAGUGUUCAGGGAGUCCUCGACUUUGGCAAAGAGGCCAUUAAUCCUCUCUACCAUGGAGAUAUCCCAAUCAGAUGUGUCCAACGAAUCCACAUCGGAAAGGAAGGAGUCGCAAGCGUUGAAAUGCCGUGAGAAGACGCUCCUCCUUGAGAUCAGUGAUUGUUUAGCCGAGUCCAUGAUAUAACGUACGAUGAGUCGUGAGUGGUGGAAUAAUUGAACCACGGGUAAGAUUCGUGAAGGAUGUGCGGAGCGUCAGGACGGUUGGGGCACAAACGAAUCCGGGGAAGGACGUGUUCCAAAAGAAUCGAAGAGAUUGAGAUGGAAGUGGGGCGAAAGUCCUUAAAACUGCUGCGCCAUGUUGAGAUAUCAAAAAGUACGUAUAUUCAAGAUGGAGUCAGGAAGAGAAGUGGUAGAACGGGUAUUGGAAAAAGGGAACUAGAAAUACCAGUAUUGGUAUAGAGGGAGGGAGGGAGUUAAUAGAUAAGAGAAAGGAUAGAUGGCGUUAUAUGAAGACUUAUCAGUUUCCUACUAGACAUCAAUUUGAAAAACCGCUCAGUUUCUAUUGUUCGUUUCAAGCCCACGGUUUUGGAGAGCUCAACUCCCUCACUGGUCACCAGUUCUGGUCGUAUUGUCCGCCAUCCAGUCAGAUUUCGACCCGGUUGAGGCCGGAUCUGGCCGGAGCGGUAUGGCAUGCUCAUGAAAAAACACCAUCGUUGCUCAUAGUUGUAUAAAUUGUUAAUCCUGGUCUCUUGAGGCAAGGCAUGAAAUUGGAAAUAAGUGAAGAAGCAACAGGCUAAUUCAACUUUGCUUCACUUGCACUUAAACAGGGACUCUAAAGAGAGGAAACGACACGGCUUUCCCCCGACCGCCAACUUAGGCCAUUGCGUUGAAUCAAGACAGUCCCUCUAGUCUCAAUAAAGCAAGAUUAUCCAUAUUACAUAUUACAUAUAAGUGUGAUGAUGCGGAUGAACAAGUGACUGAGUAUCUUGAGGAGGCAGAAAUUCCCUAAUGUCCUUGACCCAAUACGAAAGUGGUUCAAUACCAAGCACAGAGAUUUGAUGGCCAAGGAACGAGAGCUUGUUGACACCAAAUGAUACCAUGUAUUUCAUUACCGUAUUUUCCAUGCUUGUUCAUUGAUUUUUACGUGCACUAACCCAAGUUAAAGUUAAUUCAUUUCUGAUGUAUCAAUUUGAGCAUCUAUUUUAAGGUCAUUUUCAAAUUUGUUUAUUCUAAUAGAUGGAAAACGGAGUCGGCACACCCCAUAACAAGAACAUAACCUACAUCGUAAAUUUUACUAUUGCACUAAAUCAAAUGUAUACUCUUAGUUUGCAACAAAUAUUUACUCCUUCAUCAAUUCUUACGACAAGUUUGAGCCAAUUGAUGGUGUACCAUUUCUUCCAUUUUUCUUGAUUAUGGACAUUCCAUGGCGAUCACGUAAAUUUCACGCGUUUCGUUGGGGUCGUCUUCGCAACCGUCGGCGCAGGAACAAGUCCCCUCGAAAAAGAUGCACAACGAAUCUGGGUCAACAAUUACCCUGCAAAACGCAUCGCAGCACUGAAAGGCGUCAGUGACAGCAUUGGUCAUGAAGGGGUCAACACCAACGGGGUUGCACAUGUAUUCUCCACAAUUGACUGAAAAGCGAUUGCAGUCGAGAUUAAUUCCAAGAAAACAAUGCAUUGAAGCAUUUGCUCAUCCUUGAACUAGUUCACUUGAAUAGUGCUCAUCAAAUGGUACAAAAAUGCAAAAGGGGAAGGUUGAUGUACUUAGGCAAAUUGGCGGAGAUGUAAAAAGGACAAUGAAAAAAAUAACAUUGAUUCGAAAAGGUUUGUAUUUUGGCUUGUUCAACUAGUUUACUACUGUGUAACAGUCCGACAUGGUGGUACAAGAAUUUAAAGUAUCCAUAGGUACUUUAUUACGAUAAGACCUCGCGAAAAAAGUUCAACCGAAAUAACAAAAAUCACCUUUUUACAAUAUUAUGUCUACCAACGAAUGUGGAUAUGAGAUUCAACGCUGUUUUCUGUGUGGGAAAGUCAUGAAAAAAGAGAGCUUCAUGCAGUUGAGCUUGACCUACCGUCAUGGGUGCAAUCUAACCAAAAGCCCGGGCAUAAUUUUGUCAAGAAAAUUGGCCUAAGUAGUAACAAUUUCCUCUAGCAGAGAAUCAACUGGAUAUCAUAAUAUCUGCGUGAACCGAAAAACGAGUCCUAAUAUCAAAUUUUGCAAUAAAAAAAGACAAUGUUUUCAAAGUAAUGGA
Messenger RNA from Tigriopus californicus, 10073 nucleotides. RefSeq lists its product as uncharacterized. The record is from RefSeq and is a predicted model, not a curated record. Bases 117 to 2675 code for a protein of 852 amino acids. NCBI's taxonomy places the organism in Eukaryota, Metazoa, Arthropoda, Copepoda, Harpacticoida, Harpacticidae. The transcript has 6 exons. Gene Ontology annotation, biological process: DNA integration. Gene Ontology annotation, molecular function: nucleic acid binding.